Gymnogyps californianus (California condor) is the source of this 4989-nucleotide messenger RNA. RefSeq names its product protein tyrosine phosphatase receptor type J (gene PTPRJ). Lineage: Eukaryota; Metazoa; Chordata; Aves; Accipitriformes; Cathartidae. The transcript has 22 exons. Gene Ontology annotation, molecular function: protein binding; protein tyrosine phosphatase activity. Gene Ontology annotation, biological process: protein dephosphorylation. The record is from RefSeq and is a predicted model, not a curated record. Bases 36 to 3614 code for a protein of 1192 amino acids.
ACUGCAGCUCAAAAAAUGUAACUGCAGAAACAGGAAUGAGUAGUAAUGAUAAUUUAUCAGUAAACUCUACAAGUGGGAACAAAACCUAUGGAGGUGGAAGAUCAACCAGGGAUGUGUCACUAUCCGACAGGGCAAUGAGUGAGCAGAACAAUGUAACACAGCCCAUCCUGGUUCUUGGUCUCGAGGCAGAAUAUGUUGGUGUGACUUAUGUCGACUUAAUGUGGGCAGUGAAUGACACUGCUUCCGACUCCUACACGUACAGGAUAGAGGUUGUAAAUGGUACCUCUGUUAGGAACCUGACGUCCAAUGUCAUCAAAGCCAAAAUUACUGAGUUAAUCCCUGGCACGCUGUACAAUUUCACGGUAUUUGCGGUAGUGAAUGAUGAUGAGACAGAAGAAGGGGUGUCCAUAAGCCUGUACACAAAGCCCAGCCCAGUCCAUGAUCUCAAGGCGGAAUAUGUUGGUGUGACUUCUGUCAACUUAACAUGGGUGGUGAAUGACGCUGCUUCCAACUCCUACACGUACAGGAUAGAGGUUGUAAAUGGUACCAGUGUUAGGAACCUGACAUCCAGUGUCACCAAAGUUGAAAUUACCGAGUUAAUCCCUGGGACUUUGUACAAUUUCACGGUAUUUGCGGUAGCGAAUGAUGGUCAGAAGGAAGGAGGAGGACUGUCCGUAAAGCUGUAUACAAAGCCCAGCCCAGUUCUUGAUCUCAAGGCGGAAUAUGUUGGUGUGACUUCUGUCAACUUAACAUGGGUGGUGAAUGAUGCUGCUUCCAACUCCUACACGUACAGGAUAGAGGUUGUAAAUGGUACCAGUGUUAGGAACCUGAUGUCCAGUUUUACCCAAGCAGAAAUUACCGAGUUAAUCCCUGGGACGAUGUACAAUUUCACGGUAUUUGCAGUAGCGGCUGAUGGUUGGACGGAAGGAGAAGGAGUAUCCGUAAGCCUGUAUACAAAGCCCAGCCCAGUUCUUGAUCUCAAGGCGGAAUAUGUUGGUGUGACUUCUGUCAACUUAACAUGGGUGGUGAAUGAUGCUGCUUCCAACUCCUACACGUACAGGAUAGAGGUUGUAAAUGGUACCAGUGUUAGGAACCUGAUGUCCAGUGUUACCCAAGCAGAAAUUACCGAGUUAAUCCCUGGGACGAUGUACAAUUUCACGGUAUUUGCAGUAGCGGCUGAUGGUCAGACAGAAGGAGAAGGAGUGUCCAUAAGCCUGUAUACAAAGCCCAGCCCAGUCCAUGAUCUCAAGGCGGAAUAUGUUGGUGUGACUUCUGUCAACUUAACAUGGGCGGUGAAUGACGCUGCUUCCAACUCCUACACGUACAGGAUAGAGGUUGUAAAUGGUACCAGUGUUAGGAACCUGACAUCCAGUGUCACCAAAGUUGAAAUUACCGAGUUAAUCCCUGGGACUUUGUACAAUUUCACGGUAUUUGCGGUAGCGAAUGAUGGUCAGAAGGAAGGAGGAGGACUGUCCGUAAAGCUGUAUACAAAGCCCAGCCCAGUUCUUGAUCUCAAGGCGGAAUAUGUUGGUGUGACUUCUGUCAACUUAACAUGGGUGGUGAAUGAUGCUGCUUCCAACUCCUACACGUACAGGAUAGAGGUUGUAAAUGGUACCAGUGUUAGGAACCUGAUGUCCAGUUUUACCCAAGCAGAAAUUACCGAGUUAAUCCCUGGGACGAUGUACAAUUUCACGGUAUUUGCAGUAGCGGCUGAUGGUUGGACGGAAGGAGAAGGAGUAUCCGUAAGCCUGUAUACAAUUCCUGCGUUAGUGAAUUCAUUUCAGUGUGAAUCAGUGGCCAAGCAGUCUUCCCUAAUGCUGAAGUGGGAAUGUCCUUCUGGUAACAAUUCUGGCUUCAAAAUUAAAAUAUUUAACAAUACAUGGGAAAAAGAAGAACGAACUCCAUCCUGCAUGAGAGAAGGCUCAGAGGAAACCUUCAGAACAGCGUCUUUAGAUUAUUUCAGCACCUAUACUGUUACUAUUGCAACUCUUUCAAAUAGUUCUGAAAGCCCUCCAGUGCAGAAAAUGUGUAAUACGAGCAUUACUGACCCACCUGCUCCAAGCAAAGCUCCUUUAGUCAAGGCAGUCAGUCACAGCUCAUUGUCUGUUGAAUUCUCUGAUUUUGACUCAGUGAAUGGACCAUUAAAAGCCUAUGCAGUAAUGAUCACAACAGAAGAACAAGGUUGUGGGUCUUUGAAGUCUAAAUUGAACAACACAUACAAAGAUUUCAAGAAGACGACAACAGUCACCUAUGUAACGUAUGUCAUAGAUACAGAGCAGGCAAAAUCACCUUCUUUCCGUUCUCAGAAUGGUACCAACAUCAUUAAUGUAGGCAAGGGAAACACAAUGUAUGGCUACGAAAACGGACCAUUGAUUCCACUUCGUUCAUACAGGGCAAGUGUUGCAGGUUUCACUAACAUAACCUUUACUAUGGCCAACAUCAUUGUGGGGGAAGAGAGUUAUGUAUCGUUUUCACCCUGUUCUGAGGCGGUUUUGCUACCCCAGGAUCCAGGUGUUAUUGCUGGAGCCAUUAUUGGAUGCCUUUUAGCUGUAUUGGCUGUAGCUGCUGUAGGGGGGUUCAUAUUCUGGAGAAGGAGAAGGAAAGAUAAAAGAAAUACUGAAGUGUCCUUUUCUCCAAUUAAAGUCAAGAAAUCAAAAAUGAUUAAAGUGGAGAACUUUGAGUCCUACUUCAAGAAGCAGCAAGCUGACUCCAACUGUGGUUUUGCUGAAGAGUAUGAGGAACUCAAGUCUGCUGGUGUUCAUCAGCCCAAAUUUGCUGCUGAACUUGCUGAGAACAGGGGAAAAAAUAGAUACAACAACGUCUUACCAUAUGAUAUUUCUCGUGUUAAACUUUCAGAUCAAAGCUCUGCAGCUGAUGAUUAUAUUAAUGCAAACUACAUGCCUGGCUAUAACUCAAAGAAGGCAUUUAUUGCUGCACAGGGUCCUUUACCCAAUACUAUAGAAGACUUCUGGCGCAUGAUCUGGGAAAAGAAUAUCUACUCUAUUGUUAUGUUGACAAAAUGUGUUGAACAAGCCCGGACAAAAUGUGAGCAAUACUGGCCAGACAAACAAUCCAAGAGCUAUGGUGACAUUAUUGUGACAAUGGUCUCAGAGAUUGUCCUUCCAGAGUGGACAAUAAGGGACUUCACUGUGGAAAAGUCCAACACACCGGAGAGCCACACAGUGCGCCAGUUCCACUUCACCUCCUGGCCAGAUCAUGGAGUGCCGGAGACAACAGACCUUCUCAUCAACUUUAGACACCUUGUUCAUGAGUACAGCAGUCAAAAUCCAAUCGACUCUCCCACUCUGGUGCACUGCAGUGCUGGUGUCGGGAGGACAGGGACGUUCAUUGCUAUUGACCGCCUGAUUCAGCAGAUUGAAAUGGAGAAUACUGUGGAUGUGUAUGGAGUGGUAUAUGAUCUUCGCAUGCACCGACCUUUAAUGGUGCAAACUGAGGACCAGUACGUCUUCCUAAACCAGUGUGUUAUGGAUAUUAUUAGAUCCCAGAAAGACAAGAAAACUGAUCUUAUUUACCAAAACAUGACAGCAAUGGCAAUCUAUGAAAAUUUCACGCCUGGGCCAGGCUUCGGGAAGGCCAAUGGCUACCACGCGUAGCCUGGAAGGAAUGCAGUGCCUCCUGGAGGUGUUACCUGCGCAUAGGAAAGGGAGGUGUUCUACUCAUGGUUUCCGGGCUUGUGUGCAGUGUCUCAUGUCUGCCUUCUCCAGUUCUGGCCGCAUUCGAAGAUGUGAUCUACAGGAGGAAAAACACAAUGCUGGCAGGAGCCGCAGAUUGAUAUUAAAAAAAAAAUGAACAAAACCAAGCAAAACUUUAACAGAGGAAUCUUGCUUUUUCUUGGGAAUUUAACAGUACUGAUAGGUGAAAUAGCAUUUGCAGUAUGAACGGUGAACUAGAAUUUAAAUAUUAAAAUAAUAACACAAGCUUUUUAUUACAAUUUUAUAUGAUUUCAUUUACAGACACCAGGCUUGUGGGCUGUUUUAAUAUAUUUAAUUAUAAGUUUCAGGAACAUAUUUUAUCUACUGUAUCUGGUUACUUAGCUAAUAGAUAUGUGCCUCUGUGAUUUUUUUUCUGUGUUCCUUUUUAUUUAAAAAAGGAGUACAAACAGCUCCUUCAAAUGGACAUUUAUACUUGGAAAUUGUGCCUUUUCUAGUUGCUACGCUAGAAAAAAACCAGCAGAGAUUCUAUUUUUGUACUGAAACUCUUAAUGAGAACACAGAUUUUUAAAUAAGGCUUAUGUCAGACUUAACUGUAGUUGCACUGUUGGCAGGACUCUCCAGAAGUUUGGAGGUGAGCUUUGUUUUUGCAUUUCACCACAAAUAUCCCCUGCCUUAAUGUUUCGGUGCCUCUGCUAGAGGAAAAGGAGUGUGGUCUGUCACUCCGAGCUUUAACUAUAGUAAAAAAACUGAGCAAGUGAAUAUGUGAAUGUGUGUGCGGGGGGGCGUGUGGGUGUGUAUGAAGGACAGAAUAGCUCCUCCCUGUUCCUGGCUGGUAUUCCUGUUUUUAUACAAUUUAUAAUGAUUUAUUUAAAGGUGCAAUAUAUGAUUUACUGAAUAAUGAUCACUCUAUUCUAAUAGAGUUUUACUCAGGUUGGUGUCUUUUUAUCAUUGUUGUUGUUUUUCCUCAAAUAUAUAAAUCUGUGAAAAUGUCAAAACUAAGGUUCCUAGUGUCCAAGCACUCCCAAACAGAUUGACUGGCUUUACUGUUUUUACCAAAAAAAUUGCACAAAAUUCUGCUGUAAAGACCAAUUUCUCGGUUGUUUUAGCCAUUCAAAACUGAGACACAUCUUACCUGCCUGCAUCUCAUUGAUCUAAUGUAAUUGUUUUAUAAUUAUUUGCAAUAUACUGCUGCUGCUGUUUUAACUGGUCCUUUUAAAAACAGAACAAACAAGCAGAAAAACCCUAGUUGCUGAUUUUACAAGUCAAGGAUUAGAUUGGAUUUAUUUUGCUGGUACAUAACUGUUAGGCAUUACCA